This is a messenger RNA of Rhinichthys klamathensis goyatoka, 1461 nucleotides long. RefSeq lists its product as uncharacterized. Bases 1 to 1371 code for a protein of 456 amino acids. The record is from RefSeq and is a predicted model, not a curated record. The transcript has 6 exons. Lineage: Eukaryota; Metazoa; Chordata; Actinopteri; Cypriniformes; Leuciscidae.
AUGAAAACUCUGGAGCAAGAUGGAGUUUUCAUUCCAUUACUUGGCAGAUGUGUUAAAGCUCAGGAGAAUGGUACAAGCUGUUUUGGGGUGAAAAGACAUUGUGUUAUCACCGAAACACUUGCCCACUUCAGCGUUCACACAGGCUAUCCUCCAGAUAUUAUGCAUGAUCUGUUUGAGGGCAUAGUGCCAGUGGAGCUUGCACGGUUUGCUUAUGAUACUCAGCUACAGCUGGACAGGGCCAAUGCUGCUUUUAAAGAAACUGGAGCUUUGUUGAAUCCUAAUACUAAACUUAAAUCUGCUAUUCUUGAUGGCUUAGCUGAAACGAUCGUCAAGUACAAAGUGUACCUCUCUGACAGGGAGUUUGAUGAGGUAGCAGAAGCUCUGGUAACUACACAUCCAUGUUUAAAAGAGCCAGGUUCAGUGACUGGGUAUGGCGGAUGGAAGACAAGCCUGAAGUAUAAACUUGCUAACUACCGAACAAAACUCAGACAGCUUGGAUGCCCUGAAGUUACUGUGAAUGCCUUAACACACAAACCUGAGAGCAAAUGCAGUCCUGCAUAUGGUGUAAAGAAGCCGAAAAAAGCCGAAGUGAAUUACUGCCCCACCUAUCCGGCCGGUGAAACAGCUGAGACACUAGAAGAGAUAAGAGUGGCACUCCUCUCUGAAGUAAAGAAGAGAAACCAUGAGCACAAGUUGGCGGCAAUGAUGGACAAGACCUUUGCACUCAGAAGGCAAGAGGUAGUUGCAGAGGCCCCCAUGAUAGCUGAUUUUAAAACGAGGUGGCCAGCUCUCUUCAAUGUGCGUGAGGUGAGUGCAGAGUUCAAGAGAAUCACAACGGUCCAUUUGCAGUCAAAGUUCUUCUCCGAGCUUGAUGUUCACUCUGCAAACCUGAUAAAGGCGUAUGCCAAGAAAGGUGGAGUUCAAGGGAGAAAAAUCAAGACCAUCAUGGCACCCAUAACCCAGACUAACACUAUUGAAGUGAGAAGAGAAUGCAUCCUCAAAGGUCUCUGCGUGUACCUUAAUGAAGAUCCAGAGAAGCUGGUGAAGCAAUACCUGGAUGUCGAUGAAAACACUCAAAUGGCCAUAGCGGAGACAGUAUUUGGAAUCUUUGUCAUUCAACCAGAAGGUGCAGAGCCUGGCGAUGACCCCGCGGAUGUUGGGAUUGUCCUGGAGGGGGUGGAAGUGAUGAGUGAGUUGGGCAAUGUAGCUUUUGCUGUGGUGAUGUUGCUGGGUCUUGUCUACGCGCUAAACUUGAGCUACCCCCAAGAGCUCAAGUACACUUUUGAGGUUCUGCAGAAGAUCAUUAUGGAAUUGAAUGGAAACAAACUAUCCAACAAAGUGCAAGUUCUCAAAACACUGCUUUCCCGUUAAGAAACAUAGCCAUAGCAAAAGCUACACCAUUUAUAAUCAGUCCUUAAAGACCCUGUGCAAUCCAAAACAAGAUUUAAAAGUAGUUAUAGU